UGCGAAAUGAAAACUACACAGACUCGUCUAGUCGAUGAUAGAACUGCACAGUAGAUGAUUGUUUCACAAAUUGAAGAGACAUUCUUCAGCACAUAACGGAAAUUAAGCGAAUACACACAAAUUUUCACUCAAAAAUCACCCAGAAAUCGUUCUAGACAUGGCUGAUAUUGCCAAAGCUAUUCAAUGUCAGGGAACCAAUUUGAAUAACGGUUUCGCAGAAGGUCCAAACAAAUUCGUCAUUCUAACAACACCCAAGCAUGAUGUUAAAAAGCUUCAAAUCGGAUUCGAGGGCCCCAGUCAGCCGGAAACGAAAUUGGUGACGAAAGCCAACAAGAAUGUUGAUGUUACAUUUACCACUCCAGUUGGUGGCAACUAUAAGAUUCAUGUUAUGUACGACGAGCACUAUGUCAGCGGUUCACCGUACAAUUGCAAGUUGGUUGGUGAUGUGAAACCGAGUGUUGAUAAAAUCAAAGUGUCCGGUGCAGUUAAAGAAGCAAAGAAAGACGAAGAAAAUGUAAUUCUUAUCGAUGGAAAAGAUGUCGGCAUUAGUGCUUUUACGGCCAAAAUGGAAGGUCCUUCCAAAGCAGAUUUAGCGUUCAAUGAUAAUGACGAUGGAACGGUGUCGGCAACGUUCAAGCCCACAGAGCCGGGAACCUAUAAACUUAUUUUGAAGUUUACACACUUCAAUUUGCCAGGAAGUCCGUUUUCCAUCACAGUUGCUUAAGUGUCUACUCUACAGUAUUUUCAUUGGCGAUUAAAAACCAUUAAUAUCUUAAAUAAAAUUACGGACAACCGCAGCAUUAAAAAUUUGUUUUAAAAUAAAAUUUAUUUUCUUUGUGGAACGAUGUAUGUAUACCAGUUGUGACCAGUUGAUUUUACAAAAAUAAAUAAAAGUGAAAUUUUUUUGAAUAA
Molecule: messenger RNA, 912 nt
Organism: Bradysia coprophila
Lineage: Eukaryota; Metazoa; Arthropoda; Insecta; Diptera; Sciaridae
Product: filamin-A-like
Biological process (GO): actin cytoskeleton organization
Molecular function (GO): actin filament binding
Source: RefSeq, a predicted model, not a curated record